AUGACAGCUACAAACGAAAAAGCAGAUAUCCAACAUGUCGACCAUUUCGAUGCCACAGCUGAUGAGGGGAUAGAGAAGGAGAAGCAAGACAUCUAUAAUGGUAGGAUCGAUCCUGAGACUGCGAAAUACCUCGAUCCGACUUUGGUAAUCGAUGAUGAUCUGAAUAAGCAAAUCAAGAAAUUGGUCGAUUGGAGGAUCUUACCUUUCUUACUAUUGAUCUACUUCUGUCAAACAUUCGAUAAAGCUACCCUCGCUUUCUCGUCUAUCAUGGGUCUCCAAGCAGACACCAACCUCCAAGGGCAGCAAUACAGUACUCUCGGUACGAUCCUUUACGCUGGAUAUCUUAUCGGAGAAGUGCCCGUCAAUCGGGUUAUCCAAAAAGUACCUCUAGGUAAAUUCUUGGGCAUCCUCGUCAUCAUCUGGGGAACGAUCGUAUGUAUGCAUGCGGUUUGUAAAAACUUCGGUGGUCUCAUGGCUGUCCGAUUCUUAUUGGGAUUCUUCGAAUCUGGUGUGCAACCUGCUCUCAUGACUUUAACUACUAUGUACUACCGACGUAAUGAGCAUCCUACAAUCAUUUCGUACUGGUACGGUAUGCAAGGUGUUCAACUUUGUGUGUCCGGUCUAAUCGCCUUCGGUCUCACCUACGUCAACUCACCUACCAUCUAUACCUGGCAAGCUUUGUUCAUCAUCGUCGGAGGCUUCACUGUAGUCGUCGGUGUACUGACUCUGAUCUUCUUGCCCGAUUCACCUAUGAAAGCCAAGUGCUGGACAGAUAAGCAAAAGACAAUGAUCAUCGAACGACUGAGGAUCAAUGAACAGGGUGUCCAAGACUCGAGAUGGAAGUGGGAGCAGAUGUGGGAGGCCUUCCAGGAUCCCGCGGUAUGGUGUUACUGGGUAAUGCAAAUCGCUGGAUUCAUCAUUGUCAACGGUCUUGCUGUAUUCGCCAAUAUCAUCGUUAAAGGAUUAGGCUUCACCGUCCGACAGACUCAAUUGUUGAACUUGGCUCAGGGUGGUUUCUCACUAAUCAUUUACUUCGGUACCGCCUGGGUAGCAAGGUUGACCAAUCAAACUUGUCUGGUACUUGCUGGAACCAUGGCUAUCGCUUUAGCUGGUACAGUCGUGCUUCUCACUGUACCUGUAUCAUCCAAGACUGCUCCAGGGUUGUUACUCGCUUUCUACUUUGCCAACUUUGUCAUUGCCGCUGGAUCAUUACUUUACAGUAUUGUCACUCGUAAUAUCGCUGGUCAAACCAAGAAGACUUGCGUUUCUGCUAUGCUCUUCGUCACUUACGGUGCAGGUUGUAUCAUAGGUCCGCAAGUUUUCCGAGCCAAAGAUGCACCUCGAUACAAACUCGCGUUCGCCGUGCACAUCGGGUUAUACGCAUUCUUCAUCAUCAUGACUUUCAUACUCCGUAUCAUCUUCAUGAGACGGAACCACGUAAGAAGAAGAGAUCAUGAAGGUACUGAACAACCUGGCGCCGAGCAUAUCGACCACGAUCAAGCGUUCGCAGAUUUGACUGAUCUCCAGAACAAGCGGGCUUUCAGAUAUGUUUACUAA
Messenger RNA from Kwoniella botswanensis, 1557 nucleotides. RefSeq lists its product as uncharacterized. Gene Ontology annotation, molecular function: L-cysteine transmembrane transporter activity. The transcript is spliced from 17 exons. Gene Ontology annotation, cellular component: membrane. The record is from RefSeq and is a predicted model, not a curated record. NCBI's taxonomy places the organism in Eukaryota, Fungi, Basidiomycota, Tremellomycetes, Tremellales, Cryptococcaceae. Gene Ontology annotation, biological process: transmembrane transport; L-cysteine transport. The coding region runs from base 1 to 1557 and encodes 518 amino acids.